AUGGCCUUCUCUCGCUCGGUCGUUUCACUCCUGCGCACUUCCCGAUACAUUGCAUCCCCCGCUCGAGGUGUCAACCCCGUCAACAGAGUCUUUGGCCAUGAUAGAUUUGCCGCCAGAGCAUAUGCCACAGUCUUCGAGCGGACCAAGCCCCAUGUGAAUGUUGGUACGAUCGGUCACGUCGAUCAUGGAAAGACUACUCUCACAGCAGCUAUCACAAAAAGACAGGCGGACAAAGGCCUAGCACAGUUUCUUGACUAUGGCAAGAUUGACAAAGCUCCGGAAGAGCGAAAACGUGGUAUCACCAUCGCAACGGCGCACAUUGAAUACGAGACAAACAACCGACAUUACUCUCACGUCGACUGUCCCGGUCACGCUGAUUACAUCAAGAACAUGAUUACGGGUGCUGCUCUUAUGGAUGGUGCUGUCGUGGUGGUUGCCGCUGGUGACGGUCAGAUGCCACAAACCCGAGAACAUCUCCUACUAGCCCGUCAGGUCGGUGUCCAAAAACUAGUGGUAUUCGUCAACAAGGUCGACACUGUCGAGGACCCUGAAAUGUUGGAACUGGUCGAAAUGGAAAUGCGCGAGCUCCUGUCCUCAUAUGGCUUCGAUGGAGACAACACACCUAUCAUCUUUGGCUCUGCUCUUUGCGCCCUCGAAGGUACCAGGCCGGAAAUCGGAGUCGAGAGGAUUGAUGCUUUGAUGGAGGCUGUCGAUAGCUGGAUCCCAACCCCUGUCCGAGACACUGAAAAGCCCUUCCUGAUGUCAGUUGAAGAAGUCUUCUCCAUUGCUGGAAGAGGAACUGUCGCCUCGGGUCGUGUGCUGCGAGGCGUGCUGAAGAAGGAUAGCGAGGUUGAGAUUGUGGGUGGUCGUGAAGAGGUUAUCAAGACCAAGGUUACAGAUAUCGAGACCUUCAAGAAGUCCUGCGAUGAAUCAAGAGCUGGUGACAACUCGGGUCUUCUCCUUCGCGGUGUCAAAAGAGAAGAUGUCAAGCGUGGAAUGGUGGUUGCGGUUCCAGGUUCUGCCAAGGCGCAUCAAGAAGCGCUUGUGUCACUCUACAUUUUGACAGAAGAAGAAGGAGGCAGAAAAACCGGCUUCACCGAGAACUACAAGCCGCAAGUCUUCAUUCGGACCGCAGAUGAGGCGGCACAGCUCAAGUUCCCAGAGGGUACCGAAGAUCCCACCAGGAUGGUCAUGCCAGGAGACAACCUUGAGAUGGUCCUCAAGACACAUCAUCCCGUGGUGAUGGAGGCUGGUGAACGAUUCAACAUGCGAGAAGGUGGACGGACUGUGGCCACCGGCCUUAUCACCAGAAUCCUCAAGUAA
Messenger RNA from Fonsecaea nubica, 1323 nucleotides. RefSeq names its product elongation factor Tu, mitochondrial. Lineage: Eukaryota; Fungi; Ascomycota; Eurotiomycetes; Chaetothyriales; Herpotrichiellaceae. Gene Ontology annotation, biological process: mitochondrial translational elongation. Gene Ontology annotation, molecular function: GTP binding; GTPase activity; translation elongation factor activity. The transcript has 4 exons. Gene Ontology annotation, cellular component: mitochondrion. Bases 1 to 1323 code for a protein of 440 amino acids. The record is from RefSeq and is a predicted model, not a curated record.